UCAUGAGGCAAGUUGCAGUAGAUAAAGAGCCGAGCUGUAAGAGCGAAGACGAGGUAAAGUCACCCUUUUCUUCGCUUCUAACCUCUUUUCCAUCACCUUCUUCGGAACUUUAGAGAGAGAGAGAAACAAGGGCGAAAAUGUUCGUCGAAACCUUCAAGGUCGAGAGCCCUAAUGUGAAGUAUGGAGAGCAAGAGAUCCACUCCAUUUACAACUAUGAAACCACGGAAUUAGUGCACGAGAGCCGGAAUGGAUCCUAUGCCUGGAUCGUGAAGCCUAAGACCGUCCAAUACGAGUUCAAGACCGAUACCCUUGUUCCCAAGCUCGGUGUGAUGCUUGUGGGUUGGGGAGGGAACAAUGGAUCCACCCUCACUGCUGCGGUUAUUGCUAAUAGAGAGGGGAUCUCAUGGGCCACGAAGGAUAAUGUUCAGCAGACCAACUAUUUCUCCACCAUUAGGAUUGGCUCUUACAACGGGGAGGAGAUUUAUGCUCCUUUCAAGAGCUUGCUUCCUAUGGUGAACCCAGAUGAAAUUGUGUUUGGAGGAUGGGACAUAAGCAACCUUAACCUAGCAGAUUCGAUGACUAGAGCCAGGGUCUUGGACAUUGAUCUUCAGAAGCAACUUAGGCCUUACAUGGAAUCCAUGGUUCCUCUUCCUGGUAUCUACGAUCCAGAUUUCAUCGCCGCCAAUCAAGAUUCCCGUGCCAACAAUGUCAUCAAAGGAACCAAGAGUGAGCAAGUCCAACAAGUUAUUAAGGAUAUUAGGGAGUUCAAGGAUAAGAACAAUGUCGAUAAAGUCGUUGUUCUUUGGACUGCAAACACUGAGAGGUACAGCAAUGUGAUGGUUGGCCUCAAUGACACCACUGAGAAUCUCCUUGCAUCAUUGGAAAGAAAUGAGACUGAGAUCUCCCCAUCCACCUUGUAUGCUGUUGCCUGCGUCAUGGAGAACAUUCCAUUCAUCAAUGGAAGCCCACAAAACACCUUCGUGCCUGGACUUAUUGAUUUUGCCAUUCAGAGGAACAGUCUUAUUGGAGGAGAUGACUUCAAGAGCGGGCAAACAAAGAUGAAAUCCGUCCUCGUUGAUUUUCUUGUCGGUGCAGGGAUCAAGCCAACCUCCAUUGUUAGCUACAACCAUCUUGGUAACAACGAUGGCAUGAACCUCUCUGCACCACAAACAUUUCGUUCAAAAGAGAUCUCGAAGAGCAAUGUCGUCGAUGAUAUGGUUACGAGCAACGAAAUCCUCUAUCAACCAGGGGAGCAUCCCGACCAUGUCGUUGUCAUAAAGUAUGUGCCUUAUGUUGGGGAUAGCAAAAGGGCGAUGGACGAGUAUACCUCCGAGAUCUUCAUGGGUGGGAAAAACACGAUCGUUAUUCACAACACCUGCGAGGACUCACUACUUGCUGCACCUAUAAUUCUUGAUUUGGUGCUCCUGGCUGAGCUUAGCUCCAGAAUUCAGUUCAAGGCUGAGGGGGAGGGAAAGUUCCAUUCCUUCCAUCCUGUGGCAACCAUACUGAGCUACCUGACUAAAGCUCCUCUUGUUCCACCCGGCACACCUGUGGUGAACGCCCUCUCAAAACAGAGGGCUAUGCUGGAGAACAUACUGAGGGCUUGCAUUGGCCUGGCUCCAGAAAACAAUAUGAUUCUGGAGUACAAGUGAGACUUCCUGAAAAGGGUCGGAGAACUGAAGGCUAUAUGAGUGGCGGAACUAUAAGAUUGCAGAUUUGGUUCUCUACCCCAUUUUUCUUCUUCCAAUUAUUAUAUAAUAUGUAAUUGUUGUCGACUCCCGGUGAUUAUGGUAAAUCAACUUGUGUUCAAAUCUUAUGAUUCUGUUUUUCAAUUCAAGUGCGGAAACCUGUGCGAGCCGCUAGUAGCUCUCUUAUAACAAUAAUGCGUGACUUUUUCUACUAAUAUUAAAUCCUUUUAUUAUUUAUAGCUUCA
This is a messenger RNA of Phalaenopsis equestris, 1933 nucleotides long. RefSeq names its product inositol-3-phosphate synthase-like. Gene Ontology annotation, cellular component: cytoplasm. Gene Ontology annotation, molecular function: inositol-3-phosphate synthase activity. The record is from RefSeq and is a predicted model, not a curated record. Lineage: Eukaryota; Viridiplantae; Streptophyta; Magnoliopsida; Asparagales; Orchidaceae. Gene Ontology annotation, biological process: phospholipid biosynthetic process; inositol biosynthetic process.